AUGUCAGGGAAGGAGGGUGUCGACCCGAUCGUCCCCAAAUUCUCCUCAUUCAGAUCCAAGGAGCACUCGGCAGACGGCAAGGCGUCGGACGUUGGCGUCCCAUCAGUCCCCAACUUCGCGUCUUUCAAAGGCCGAGACUCCAAGGAGGAUAGUUCCAACGAGGGAAAAAAUGGGGACCAUGGUGAAGAGAGGCGUAAACGCCGUCGUUCGGAGAGGGAGCACGACGACAGCCAUCGCCAUCACUCGAAGCGCCACCGAGACCACCACCACCACCGGAGCGAGCACAGGACGAGGUCCCGUUCCCGUAGUCCCAGGCGCAAAACGGAAUCUCGCAGUCUUGACUCUCGCUCCUGCCGCGAUGGCGUCGGCAGGGACGGGGGCCCAAAGAAGACAUCCGACGUCUUCUUCAUCGACAAGAAGGGAGACCCGCUCAUCGCCAGGUAUGGUGGCAUCGAACGCUCCAAGAUCCCCCCUUAUCGCCGCUACGGUGGAGGCCAGGUUCUGGGGACGCCCGGCCGCCUGAUUAUUCACCGUGACGGACCGCGGGACCAGUUCAGCUUGCGCAUGCCAGGCGAAGGAUCGGGCUUUUUCAAGGACAAGGAUGGGCUGCGGGACAAGAGGCUGCGGCUCAGACAGCAGGCCAUCGAUCUACGCCCGCGUCGACGCAAGGACACGUCGGCGACGGGCGAAGAAGAAGAAAGAGAGGAAGAGGGAUUUCUGUCCCUUUCCAGUUCAAGAUCUGGCGAAAGGCAUCGGAGCGAGGAGGACUCUCCUGAUGAGACACAGCCCAACUACCGCUCCAUCGAGGGCAAAGCAAAGGCGCGUACCCUCGCUGACAGUGAGGCCGGCGAUGAUUCCGGGUCGGGAGACGAGGACGUGGUCCCCCUGGAGCAGAGCAAUCCCCUCAAGUGGCGCUCCGUUCAGCUGAGCCGCCGCGUCAAGGACAAUCCAGAGGAUAUAGACGCUUGGAUUGAGCUCGUGGAACACCAGGACGUGCUGCUACGGGCGGGCCAGAGCCUUGACUACACAAUUUUUGAGAACGAGGCGCACAGCUAUUCUGAGAUCAAGGUGUCGAUACUCGAGUCUGCCCUACCACACACCUCGAACCCCAGGGAUAGAAGCCGCGUGCUCAACUAUCUGAUGCGUGAAGGCGUCAAGGUGUGGAACUCCAAGACCGCCGCCAAGAAGUGGUCCGAGGUGGAACGGGACGAGGAACACAACUUUAUCCUCUGGAAGAUCCAUCUAGACUUUUGCACGUCGGACAUAGCCUCGUUCGAGUACGACCAAGUCAGGCAGAUUCUCGUUACUCGACUUCGCGCAGCCAUCGCCCGAUCAUCGUCCGGACACCGGCAGAACGACUUCUCAGAGGCCAUCUAUGUAUUUCUGAGAGCGACGCGAUUUAUCCACGAUGCCGGCUACAAGGAACUAGCGGUGGCAGCCUGGCAGGCGCUUUUGGAACUCACAUUUUUCAGACCUAACGGUAUGGAUGGGAGCCAUGAUUCCUUGGUUGCCUUCCAGGAAUUUUGGGAGAGCGAGGUGCCUAGGAUAGGCGAGGGAGAUGCCCUGGGAUGGAGACAGUUUGCCGAGUCUGGCUCUGGUGGAGAUGCCCCUGAUCCAGUACGGUACGAAUCGGAAACAGCAGCGCCAGUGAAGGAUGCAUACAAGGCCUGGGCAGCCAUUGAGCAGCGCAGGGCGACAACAGCUCGACUGCCAGCACGAACCAUGGACGAGGGGACAGAGGACGACCCGUUCAGGGUUGUCAUGUUUGCUGACAUCGAGCCUCUUCUUUUCAUCAUCCCUGAUACUGUACUGCCGCAUGUCAGGAGCCAGCUUCUGGAUGCCUUUCUACUAUUCUGCGGAUUGCCCCCAUAUUGCCGGUCGGAUGAGUGGACCGAGACAGCGUGGCUGGAUCCGUUCUUGACAGGGGCCAGGGGCGCACUUGAUACGCAAGGCUCAUGGGAGAAGCAGCCCGUGGAAGAGACUGCUGAUGACGACAGCCGACAAAGACCGGCAUUCUCCUCUGUCAGCUUUCACGCCGCAAGCGUUUCCGACAAUCUGUUCCAAACCCAAGACUGGUUCGGGUACCUGGGCUCUGCUUCAGCGCUGUCGCAGACGGUCGAGUUGGGCUGGGCAUGUAAUGUUACCCGACGGCUGGCCCUCGACGCGGGCAUACAAGAUCUCGCGGCCUAUCACCUGGCUCUGAGUUCACUCGAUACGUCAUCCAGCGUCAAGAAGGUGGCCAGGAUGCUUCUGAAACAAUACCCCACCAAUCUGGGACUGUAUAACGCUUAUGCCAUGGCCGAAUAUGCCCAGGGCAACAGGGAUGUCGCCGCUAAGGUCCUCAGCUCGGCGGGCGAUAUUGACAAGGGUGAGAAUCCCGGCUCCAGUCUCCUGCUUUGGCGGUCCUGGGCAUGGAUAGAACUCGAAAGUGGACACAGACAUUUGGCUGUAAAGCGCCUGUGCUCGUCUGUGGACGAGCCUUUACGCAGAAUUCCCGAUGAUGAGUACCAGGCUACAGGGUCUCAGAUAUUGAAAGCACGGCUUUUCUUCGCGUCCCCCGCGGGGGAGGCAGCACCGUCGAAGGAGGGUGGACUUCAAACUCAUGCUGAGUGUCUGGCCCUGCUUGCCUACUUGACAACGGAAGGCUGCACAGAGCCAAGUUCUGGGACACAGGGCAACAUAGCUGCUGCCAUGGACAGCAUUGAUAGAUCAUGUCAUGAGUUGAAGUUUCACAAUGCCGAGGGCACCUUGGCUCACGAGGGGUUGCUCCAAUUUGCAGCGCGACUGCUGUACUUCAACGCGACACGAGGGCCAUCACGGAGAGCGUAUACCAGAGAGCAACUCACCAAGUUUCUCACGUGGUUCCCCCAAAACACCAUGUUCCUCUCGCUCCUAGAAUGGUCGGACUCGAGUCUCCGUGUCGUUGAUGAGACACGUGCUCUCCUUCGAGCACGAGCUGAGCCGGGGGAACGUCAAUACGACCAGGGCAGCGCUGGACCGGGCCGUGACGAUGAGCGAUACAUCCAGGUUCAGCGUACAGGUCUGGACAUCAUACAUUCGAUUCUGCCACGCGCACAAGGAACUGCGGCACAGGGCCAAAGACGUGUUCUACCGAGCACUGAAGCACUGCCCAUGGUCCAAGGUGGUCAUGAUGGAGGCGUUUGGGACGUUGGCCGGAGAGAUGACGUCUGA
This is a messenger RNA of Geosmithia morbida, 3192 nucleotides long. RefSeq names its product Pfam:DUF1740. Gene Ontology annotation, cellular component: catalytic step 2 spliceosome. Lineage: Eukaryota; Fungi; Ascomycota; Sordariomycetes; Hypocreales; Bionectriaceae. The transcript is spliced from 4 exons. The record is from RefSeq and is a predicted model, not a curated record. Gene Ontology annotation, biological process: regulatory ncRNA-mediated post-transcriptional gene silencing; negative regulation of RNA catabolic process. Bases 1 to 3192 code for a protein of 1063 amino acids.